Molecule: messenger RNA, 2471 nt
Organism: Cavia porcellus (domestic guinea pig)
Lineage: Eukaryota; Metazoa; Chordata; Mammalia; Rodentia; Caviidae
Gene: Umod
Product: uromodulin
Exons: 11
Coding region: 294-2231 (645 amino acids)
Biological process (GO): neutrophil migration
Cellular component (GO): cell surface; apical plasma membrane
Molecular function (GO): calcium ion binding
Source: RefSeq, a predicted model, not a curated record
UGGUCCAGUCCUCUCCAUCUGGCUUCAGGUAAGGCUGUCUGAGCUAUCCUCUCCUGACUCAGCUUCCAUCCUAGCUGUUCUGUGGCUUCCAUUCUAUUUGAGGGAGAUGGGGAGAAGGUGAAGGAUUUGGACAGUGGAGUCGUAGCUGAAUUUGAGUCUUCUACUGAUUAUCAGCUUUGUGAACUGUGGCAAGAAUUCAACAUCAGACACAAGGAAGAAGCACCAAGGGACCAACCCCACCUUGCCUUUGGAUUUGUUGCCCAGGACCAGAACAGCUGUGAGGCACAGAAGGGAUGGGGCAGCUGUUCUCUCCACGCUGGUUGCUAAUGACAGUGAUAGUGACCUCUUGGGUCGUCAUAGCUGCAUCUAGUGAGUCCUUAGAAACCAGAAGGUGCUCUGACUGUCACAGCAAUGCCACCUGCUUGGAGGACGGGGUCAUCACUACGUGUACCUGUCAAGAUGGCUUCUCUGGAGAUGGAAUCCUGUGCACCGAUGUGGAUGAGUGUGCCAUUCCCGGGGCAAGCAACUGCUCAGCCAACAGCAGCUGCGUGAACACGCUGGGCUCCUACACGUGCGCUUGUGCGGAUGGCUUCCUGCUGAGGCCGGGGCUGGGCUGCAUUGAUGUGGAUGAGUGCGCAGAACCGGGGCUCAACCACUGCCACGCGCUGGCCACGUGUGUCAACGUGGACGGCAACUACUCAUGCGUGUGCCCCCAGGGCUAUGUGGGGAGCGGCCUGCAGUGUGAGUGCACCCCAGGGUCCUGCGGGCUGGGGCUGGAGUGCCUGCCUGAGGGCCAGGGAGGGGCGCUCGUGUGCGUAGACCCGUGCCAUGCUUACCAAACCCUGGACGAGUACUGGCGUAGUGCAGAAUACGGCGCUGGCUUCUCCUGUGACUUGGAACUGCGCGGCUGGUACCGCUUCGUGGGCCAGAGCGGCGUGCGCAUGGCCAACACCUGCGUGCCCACCCAGCGCUGCAACACAGCGGCGCCUCUGUGGCUCAAUGGCACCCACCCGUCCAACAACGAGGGCAUCGUGAGCCGCAAGGCCUGCGCGCACUGGAGCGGCCACUGCUGCAGGUGGGAGACACAGGUUCACGUGAAGGCUUGUCCAGGUGGCUACUACGUCUACAACCUGACAGCACCUCCCGAGUGCCACCUGGCUUACUGCACAGAUCCCACCUCCGUGGAGGGGACAUGCGAGGAAUGCAGUGUAGAUGAGGACUGCAUAUCGGACAAUGGCAGAUGGCACUGCCGGUGCAAAGAGGACACCAAUGUCACCGAUGUCUCCCUCCUGGAGCGCAGGCUAGAGUGUGGGGUCAAUGACAUGAAGCUGUCCCUGAGCAAGUGUCACCUGCAGAACCUGGGCUUCAAAAAGGUUUUCAUGUACCUGCAUGACAGCCGCUGCUCCGGCUUCAUGGAGCGGGGUGAACGGGACUGGAUGUCCGUGGUGACCCCGGCCCGGCAUGGUCCCUGUGGGACAGUGUUGACGACGAAUGAAACCCAUGCCACCUACAGCAACACCCUCUACCUGGCAAAUGAGAUAAUCAUCCGUGACUUCAACAUCAAAUUCAACUUCGAGUGCUCUUAUCCACUGGACAUGAAAGUCAGCCUGCAGACUUCCCUGCGGCCCAUAGUCAGUUCCCUGAAUAUCAGCGUGGGUGGGACAGGCAUGUUCACUGUGCGGAUGGCACUGUUCCAGAGCCCCGCCUACACACAGCCGUACCAAGGGUCCUCAGUGACGCUGUCCACUGAGGCCUUUCUCUACGUGGGCACCAUGCUGGAUGGAGGUGACUUGUCCCGCUUUGUUCUGCUAAUGACCAACUGCUAUGCCACACCCAGUAGCAAUGCCUCAGACCCCAUGAAAUACUUCAUUAUCCAGGACAGAUGUCCACGCUCUUCAGACUCAACUAUUCAAGUGAUGGAAAAUGGGGAAUCCACGGUGGGCCGAUUUUCUGUCCAGAUGUUCCGGUUUGCUGGAAACUAUGAUCUCGUCUACCUGCACUGUGAAGUGUACCUGUGUGACCGUGUGAAUGAAAAUUGCAAGCCUACCUGCUCUGGGACCAGAGUCCGAAGUGGAGGCUCCAUAGACCAAUCCCGUGUCCUCAAUUUGGGUCCCAUCACACGGGAAGGUGUCCAGGCUGCAGUCUCGAAGGCCACUUCCAGCAGUUUAGGGUUCCUGAAGAUCUGGCUACCUCUGCUUCUCUCGGCCAUCUUGACCUUGGCAUUUCAGUGACCACCGGUAUGAAGCCCUGUGCUUGGUGGCUCCCAGCUCACUUCCUGCUGGCCAGGAGGGGAGGUGCCAGUGAGUGCUCGCCCUCCCAUUAGCCUGCUCUUUGUUUUCUCCCCCUUAAUCCCUGAUUUGGAAAAACCACCUGCUCACUCUCAAGAUGGGACUUGCAGCUUGCCUGCACGUGAGCCCCCGUCUCCUUAAAGUGUGCAGAAUGAUAAUUAAAAAAAUUACCCUCUGAAGUCA